Molecule: messenger RNA, 2664 nt
Organism: Salvelinus fontinalis (brook trout)
Lineage: Eukaryota; Metazoa; Chordata; Actinopteri; Salmoniformes; Salmonidae
Product: 5-hydroxytryptamine receptor 6-like
Exons: 3
Coding region: 308-1771 (487 amino acids)
Biological process (GO): G protein-coupled receptor signaling pathway, coupled to cyclic nucleotide second messenger; chemical synaptic transmission
Cellular component (GO): membrane; dendrite
Molecular function (GO): G protein-coupled serotonin receptor activity; neurotransmitter receptor activity
Source: RefSeq, a predicted model, not a curated record
GGAAAGCAGGACUAUUGGGCACGACGAAGAGAUGGAAUCAGUGCCGACACUUCUUAUCACAACUGCAACAGGAGCCAAUAAGAGGUUUUCACAGAAAUGACUGAUGGGCCCCUCUGUUAACCUUGUGAAGAAUGUGGUGAACGGAUUAUCAAAACAGGACCUCAGUGGCUUCUCUUUAUUCUCCUCAAGUGUUGGGAAAACUUUAUCAGCACUAACAAGCACCAGAGGUCACAUACAUUUUGUGCUGCACAGCAAUUGUUGGCAUUCACAGACUGGGAGAGGAACAGGGAAGUUCUCACAUUGACCAAUGUCAACCACCACUAUGGACAACUCCACCUUACCUGGGUUAGAGGCAGCAACUGCAAGUGGGGAUGCUGUUAACCCUUUAGGGAGCUCCAAUGGCAGCUUGUCCGAAACCAGUGCCUGGGGCAUCAGUGGCAGUGGUCCGUGGCUGUUGGCGUGCAUGUUAACCCUUAUCAUCCUGAUGACGGCUUGUGGCAACACUCUGUUGAUCGCUCUGGUGUUUGCCCAACGCUCCUUACGCAACACCUCCAACUGUUUCCUGGUGUCUCUCUUCCUGUCUGACCUGAUGGUGGCUCUGGUGGUGAUGCCGCCAGCAAUGCUCAAUGUGCUGUACGGGGCCUGGGUGUUGUGGCCGGGCUUCUGCCCCGUGUGGCUCUGCUUCGACGUCAUGUGCUGUAGUGCCUCCAUUCUCAACCUGUGUGUGAUCAGCCUGGACCGCUACCUCCUCAUCAUCUCGCCGCUGCGCUACAAGCAGAGGAUGACCCCUCCACGGGCCCUGCUUCUGGUGGGAGGGGCCUGGGGUCUGGCCGCCCUCACCUCCUUCUUGCCCAUCAAGAUGAACUGGCACAGCUUGGGUCAUGGGAGUGGCCAUUCCCCAAUGCACGGGGCUGGCAGUGCCAACGUCAGCACAUACCCAGAGCUGAGCUUGUGGUACCACGCCUCCUACUUCCAGCUGUCGCAGUCCAGUGGCCUGUCCUUCCAAUGCUGUCUGCGGGUUACCUUUCCUUUUGCCCUGGUGGCGUCCAUCCUCACCUUCUUCCUGCCAUCCAGUGCCAUCUGCUUCACCUACUGUCAGAUUCUCCUGGCGGCGCGGAGACAGGCGAGGCGGGUGGCGGCGCUAAGUCAACCUCCGUACCCGCACCAUUCGCCUGGGGAGCCUUCUCACCCUCCGUCACCAGGUGGGGGCGCCGCCAGACACGCUCACCUCGAAGGAGAUGACUACAGUCAUCAGGAGCACCCUGUGUCACGCCACAUGCCGUUGUCGGUGAACAGCGAGCGGCGGCUGGCCCACCGGCAGGGACGGAGGGCAGUGAAGGCCAGUCUGACCCUGGGAGUCCUGCUGGGCCUCUUCUUCAGCGCCUGGCUGCCCUUCUUCAUCACCAACAUGGCCCAGGCGGUAUGCGAGUGUGUUCCCCCGGCGCUCUUUGACACCAUCACCUGGCUGGGCUACUGUAACAGCACCAUGAACCCCAUCAUCUACCCGCUGUUCAUGCGUGACUUCAAACAGGCCCUGGGGAGGCUGCUGCCCUGCUGCUCCACCCACUCGCCCCGCAGACCCUCACUGGCGCUCUCCCUCUCCCUCCGCAACUCUGGCGAGCCCAACUUGCCCACGGAGCCCCCUUCCCUGGCCUCCGACCCCCCACAGCCCCCCGCCACCGCCACAGACGCCGUCAACCUGUUUGACGACGACCACGCUGGGAUUGAGCUGCCUCUGCUGUUGCCCAAUCAGGUGGACACGCUGGACUGAAGGGGAGGAUGGAGAGUAGAGUGUGAAGAGAUGUUACAUACUGUAACUUAUUACCACCAAGGGGAACUUGGCUGAGGGGAAAGGUUGGAGGAAGGUGUAAUGUUAAACUCAUCAAAGCGGCACUUGUGGGUGGUAGCAAGAUGGAAAAAGAAUCUAGACUGUGCAAUUUAGUGAGCAUACAGGGCAGGAGUGGAUGAGAGAGAGCUAGGUGCUGAGAAUCACUGGGUGACUGCAUUAGAUGACAUCACUGUGAUAACCAUUAUAAAAAAUGCCAGGGACUCAUUCAUGCUGCAUUGUCUUCAUAUCCACAAAAGUGGGAGGAUGUCUAUAACUAAUAUUGUAAUUAAAUGUUUUUAAUUAACAUCCUGCCUACAUUAAAAUUACAUUACUUUAACACACUAUACAGUGCAUACAUUAUUCAUCACUUAUUAGGCUGCCAUAGUUAAAUACAUCCAAAAGCCCUAAGGGGUUCACAUGUUCAUGAUUAGUUCAAUUAAGAUGUUUUCACUGGAAGUUGCCAUUUGUGUCCACUGAUGUCUUCACUGAGUGUUCUGGCACCUGAGUGUGCUGAGAAGCUAAAGGAGGUCUUUCCACACACAACUGUGAUGUUGUUGGUAAUUCAAGUUGAGAAGAGGCAGAAGAACUGCAGUUGGUCCUAUAACCUCCUAUGUUCGCCUGUUUGGUCCUAUGUGUUGAUGUGUUCCCUCAAACUCGAUAUGGGAAGCUGCACCGUUGUCCUUAUGGGCGGCAUUCCCCUCAGAACUAUGUUGCAGGUUACCCUGAACACAAUAUUUUCGGAGAAGGAAAAGUGGGCUUUCUGGACAUAUUUUCAACCCUUCGUAGAUGGAAAUGAAAUAUGUAUACUGUGGAGUUGUUGUAAUAACUGGACAUUA